Molecule: messenger RNA, 756 nt
Organism: Trichoderma reesei QM6a
Lineage: Eukaryota; Fungi; Ascomycota; Sordariomycetes; Hypocreales; Hypocreaceae
Product: glutathione transferase
Exons: 2
Biological process (GO): glutathione metabolic process
Molecular function (GO): glutathione transferase activity
Source: RefSeq, a predicted model, not a curated record
UACGAGCUCAUCUACUGGCCCGGCAUCCCCGGCCGCGGCGAAGUCGUCCGGCUGCUGUUCGAAGAGGCGGGCGUCGCCUACAAGGACACGGCCAAGGGCAGCCGCGCGGUGCCGACGGUGCUCGCCCACUCGGCGCCCGAGAGCGCGGGCGACGCCUCGAACCCGCCGACGUUUGCGCCGCCGGUGCUGAGGCACGGCGACCUGGUCAUCAACCAGCUGCCCAACAUCCUGCUGUACCUGGCGCCGAAGCUGGGGCUGGGACCCAGGCUGGGGCUGGUGGACGGCGGCAAGGGGGAGGUGGAGGUGUAUCACCUGAACGAGCUUGCGCUGACGAUCCUGGACGGGCUGCUGGCGGAGGUGCACGAGACGCAUCAUCCGAUUGCGACGGAUCAGUAUUACGACGAGCAGAAGGCGGAGGCGAAGAAGAGGGCCAAGGGGUUCAGGGAGGCGAGGCUGCCCAAGUUUUUGGGGUAUUUGCAGAAGGUGCUUGAUGGGGAGAGGAGUGGUGGGAGCGGGUGGUUGUAUGGGGAGUUUACGUAUGUUGAUUUGGUGCUUUUCCAGUGCCUUGAUGGAACAAAGUAUGCGUUUCCAAAGACGGUGGAGAAGCUGAAGAAGACGGGCAAGUAUGACGGCGUGUUUAAGCUGUAUGAAGCUGUCAGGGAGAGGCCUAACAUUAAGGCGUAUCUGGAGAGUGAUCGGAGGAUUGCCUAUGCGGAUGGCAUUUGGCGGUACUAUCCCGAGUUGGAGGAGGAUUAG